AUGGACGAUGACGAUGAUGAAGUGCCUACGCUAUCAUCAGACACUCUGGCCACGCUAAAUGCGUUCCUCGCGGAGAAGGACACCAAGACCAAGCAGUUCGAGGAGCUGAAAGCGAAAGCGGAGACCGACUUUCAACAUGCAAGUGGUCACCUCUCCAUGGACAUGUUCAGCGAGGACUGGCAGACUUCACAGUUCUGGUAUACCGACGCCACGGCUCGCCUGUUAGCUGAGCAGCUUCUUGCGGAGGCAGACGGUCAUAGUUGCAUUGCAGUUGUAUCUGCGCCCAGUGUAUACGUUGCCCUACGGAAUCUCUUGAACGCGAAAGAUGCCGCCGAAAAGCCAACGAUCAAAUUGUUGGAGUACGACAGACGCUUCGAAGUCUUCGGGUCUGACUUUGUGUAUUACGACUUCCAACGUCCGCUUUCUCCGCCUCCGGAGUUGAAAGGCAAGUUCGACCGCAUCAUCUGCGAUCCGCCAUUCUUGUCCGAAGAAUGCCAGACGAAGACAGCGUUAACCGUCCGCUUCCUCGCGAGUAGCUGGGAUGGCGGUAAGGGCGGGCUGCGCUUCAUGUCUUGUACGGGUGAGCGGAUGGCCGAAUUGAUCUCUAAGCUAUAUGACAAGCUUGGUGUCAGGAUGACCACCUUUGAGCCGGAACAUAGCAAGGGCUUAUCGAACGAAUUUCGGUGCUACGCAAACUUUGAAUGCGAAGAGUGGCACUUGCGAUGA
Baudoinia panamericana UAMH 10762 is the source of this 726-nucleotide messenger RNA. RefSeq lists its product as uncharacterized. The coding region runs from base 1 to 726 and encodes 241 amino acids. The transcript has a single exon. Gene Ontology annotation, molecular function: protein-lysine N-methyltransferase activity; nucleic acid binding. NCBI's taxonomy places the organism in Eukaryota, Fungi, Ascomycota, Dothideomycetes, Mycosphaerellales, Teratosphaeriaceae. Gene Ontology annotation, biological process: methylation. The record is from RefSeq and is a predicted model, not a curated record.